AUGCCGCCCAAGAAACACGCAACUCGCAGCAGCACUACGCGCAGUGCUGCCGUAAAGGAUGCAAAGACAUCAAAAGGCACUGCCGGCACCGAACAGGCAGUGGCUAGUGCGUUGGGCAGGGACCCAGCAACUGAAGACGUCACAACGAAACCAGCGCGCGACAAGGAUGCUAUCCCCAAGGCCACCAAACCUCAACCAUCACCACCGCCACCACCACGACCAUCAACUCAGAAAACAACAACCCCGACAUUCACGAACUACACGAUCCCCGGCUCCAAAAACCCCAUCCCGUGCAGACGGAGCGUGCACGAUUCAGGAGCACCGCCGCGUUCUCCCGAUCUGAUCUUCACACAUGGCGCCGGUGGGGACCUGACGGCCGCGAAGAUGGUGCAGUUCUCUGAGGGCUUUGCGUCGACGGGAUCCUCGAUUGUCAUGUUCCAGGGGAAUAUGAAUCUUUCGGCGCGCGCGAAGGGGUUUGACAGCGUGCUUGCGUACGAGGGUUCGUCGAAGGAUAAGGGUAGGGAGGGUGGAGAUGCAAGUGAUGUCGCCGCGGCGUUUGGGGGCAGGAGCAUGGGCGCCAGAGCCGCUGUUGUUGCUUCACAGGCACGAGCACAGGCGCAAGGACAGAGUCAUGGAAAACUACUGGUUCUGGCAUCGUAUCCGCUAGUUGGCCAGCAGAAGGGGGAUGUGCGCGACGCGAUCCUGCUCUCGUUGCCCGCAGAUACGCAGGUGCUGUUCAUUUCUGGCGACCGCGACAAUCUCUGUCCGCUUCCGCAGCUCGAGUCGGUGCGCGCGAAGAUGAAGGCUAGGACGUGGCUGGUGACGGUCGUGGGUGCCGAUCACGGCAUGGAUCUACAUGGGGGCAAGGCGUUGAAGAAGGGGACCGAGGAGGUGGGAAGGGAGUGUGGACGCAUUGCGGCGCGGUGGCUGAAGGAACGAGAUGAUAAGGCGCGCGAGAUGGAUGUUUGGUGGCAUGGUGAGCGGGAUAGGGUGCUUGGGACUUGGGGUGAGAAGAAAGGCGGAGUGGAAGACAGGGAUGCUAAUGAUAUGAAGGGCCGCGAUGCAGGUAUCAAGCGGUUCUUUUCGAAGGUUGAGGCUGGCACGAAGGACGGAGAGCAAGGCUUAGGAGAUAUUUCGAGAAGGAGGAACAAGAAGAUGAAGAAGUAG
Messenger RNA from Exophiala bonariae, 1167 nucleotides. RefSeq lists its product as uncharacterized. The transcript has a single exon. Lineage: Eukaryota; Fungi; Ascomycota; Eurotiomycetes; Chaetothyriales; Herpotrichiellaceae. The record is from RefSeq and is a predicted model, not a curated record. Bases 1 to 1167 code for a protein of 388 amino acids.